ACAUGCACUGGGAGGGGGGCUACCUCUCGCUCUCUCUCUUUCUCUCUCUCUCUUUCUCACUCUCUCUCUCGGUAUCACUGCAGAGCUGAGCCGCAGAGGCAGCAGAGGCAGAGAGAAGAGAGAGUUCUAACUCCCAAUCAGUAAGACACAGGCAGACAGGCACACAGACUGACUGACAGACACACUGCCGGACCAUCAUGGACUGGAUCAAGACAGAGAAACCCGCCUCCGGAUGAGACAGGACGGCCUGGCUUCUGUUUUUUGGGGGGACUCUGCUAAAGAUUCGUGGAAUAACCGACAACCUUUUGGGAGAUUUAACCCCGUGCUUCCCGUGAUGGAAUAUUUACGCUCUUCUCAUUUUCUAAUUUUUCUCCUCUUCUCUUCCUCCUCCUUUUCUUCAUCCAUCACUUCCACCUCCCGUGCUUCAUUCUCUCACAUUUUGACACGCUGUUGAAGAUGCGCCCGAAUGCGUCUUUUGCGCACUUCCAUUGCGACCGUCACUGACAGCGCCCGUUCUUUAUAACAUUUUCAAUUGCUUUCUUUCUUUCUUUUUUGUAUACAUUUAUUAAAAACACGAGAGAGGGGAGGAAGAAAGAGAAAGAGAGAGAGAGAGGUGUGAAUUGAAUUGAACGCGGUGCUGGUCUCAUGUUUCUUGCCUAGGGCCCGGAUGUACCGAGGGAUGCACCGGUGCGUUUUCCCAGCCGGUUCCGCCGAAAGCUCCCUCUUUUUUCUCGCCUUCACCUCCAUCAUGGGGAUUAGGUAAUAUUCACUCCAUCGGAAGAAACCCUCCCCAUAAACAAAAACAACGGAAUACCCAAAACUGUCCGUGUCAGACAGUUAUUUCUUCUUUCCUCCCCUCUUCUUUAAUUUCUUUAUUUUUUGGGGGCUUUCCCCCCCUCUUGUUAUUUUCCUCUCCAGCUUUUCCCCCUCUCUCUCUUCCAUUUACCUAUAGGGAUAACGCCGGACUACAUUUAUGGUAAAUGAAAGCAAAAACAUGUACAUCCCGGAGGACACCCUUGAGAACCAUCAAGGCUCCGACUACUCUCCCCCUCCCCCUCUUCCUCGACCUCCUCCACCUGGCCUGACCAAUGAGCACAGUGGUGGCACUAGCCAUGGCGACCAUGGUGGAGGAGGGGGCGGGGUCAACCAUGGAGUGGGCGUGGUUGGUCUGGCUCCAGAGCACAUCCCCACACCGGGGGCAGCCCUGAGCUGGCAGGCGGCGAUCGAUGCCGCGCGGCAGGCGAAGAUGAUGGGUAAUGCCGCAUCGGGUGGAGGGGCGGGACCAUUUGAGAUCAUCAUCCUGAUGACAAUUUUUGCCAACUGUGUGGCCUUAGCUGUCUACAUCCCCUUUCCCGAGGAUGACUCGAACGCCACCAACUCCAACUUGGAGCGUGUGGAGUAUCUGUUCCUCAUCAUUUUCACGGUGGAGGCGUUCCUGAAGGUAAUAGCCUACGGCCUGCUCUUCCACCCCAACGCCUACCUGAGGAACGGCUGGAAUCUGCUAGACUUCAUCAUUGUAGUUGUAGGGUUAUUCAGUGCAAUCUUGGAGCAGGCCACAAAAGGGGACGGGGCUACUCCUAUUGGAGGGAAAGCGGCGGGCUUUGAUGUCAAGGCUCUGAGGGCAUUCAGAGUACUCAGACCCCUCAGACUGGUCUCUGGAGUACCGAGUUUACAGGUAGUGUUGAACUCCAUAAUCAAAGCCAUGGUUCCUCUGCUCCAUAUCGCCCUGCUGGUCCUCUUUGUCAUCAUCAUCUAUGCCAUCAUCGGUCUGGAGCUCUUCAUGGGAAAGAUGCACAAGACCUGCGUUCAUAACCUAACAGCCACUAUUGCAGAGGAAAAGCCAGCACCAUGUGCACCUGAUGGAGCUUAUGGUCGACAUUGCAAGCAUAAUGGAACACAGUGCAGAGUUGGGUGGGAGGGCCCAAACGACGGCAUCACAAACUUCGACAACUUUGCCUUUGCCAUGUUAACGGUGUUCCAGUGUAUAACCAUGGAAGGCUGGACGGACGUGCUGUACUGGAUGCAGGAUGCUAUGGGCUAUGAGCUGCCAUGGGUCUAUUUUGUCUCUCUUGUCAUCUUCGGCUCUUUUUUCGUUCUCAAUCUCGUUCUGGGAGUGUUGAGCGGAGAGUUUUCCAAGGAGAGAGAGAAGGCCAAGGCGCGCGGUGACUUCCAGAAACUCAGAGAAAAACAACAACUGGAGGAAGACCUCAAGGGCUAUUUAGACUGGAUCACUCAAGCUGAAGACAUUGACCCAGAGAAUGAAGAGGAGGGCAUGGACGACGAGAAACCCAGAAAUCUGAGCAUGCCAGCCAGCGAGAAUGAAUCAGUCAACACAGACAACGCCCCCGGGGGAGACGUAGAGGGUGAGACUUGCUGUACCCGGCUGGCAAUUAGGAUCUCCAAAUCCAAGUUCAGCCGCUACUCCCGGAGGUGGAACAGGCUGUGUCGAAGGAAAUGCCGGGCAGCAGUCAAAUCACAAGUUUUCUAUUGGCUGGUCAUAUUCCUGGUUUUCCUCAACACUCUGACCAUUGCCUCUGAACAUCACCAGCAGCCUCAGUGGCUAACUGAUGUACAAGACAUAGCCAAUAAGGUUUUGCUAGCGCUCUUUACUGGUGAGAUGCUGUUGAAGAUGUACAGUCUGGGCCUGCAGGCCUACUUUGUUUCACUCUUCAAUCGGUUCGACAGCUUCGUAGUAUGUGGAGGGAUCCUUGAAACCAUUCUGGUGGAAACAAAAAUCAUGUCUCCUCUUGGCAUCUCUGUGUUACGUUGUGUACGCUUACUCCGAAUCUUCAAAAUAACCAGAUAUUGGAACUCUUUGUCCAACCUGGUGGCAUCCCUGCUGAACUCUGUCCGCUCCAUCGCUUCCCUGCUGCUCCUGCUGUUCCUCUUCAUCAUCAUCUUCUCCCUGCUGGGCAUGCAGCUGUUUGGGGGAAAAUUCAACUUUGACGAGACCCGACGAAGCACGUUUGACAACUUCCCCCAGUCUCUGCUCACUGUGUUUCAGAUCCUGACCGGAGAGGACUGGAACUCUGUGAUGUAUGAUGGUAUCAUGGCGUACGGUGGUCCAGCUUUUCCUGGCAUGCUAGUUUGCAUCUACUUCAUCAUCCUCUUCAUCUGUGGAAACUGUAUCCUACCACAACAGGAGGUCCCCAUUGUCACAAAGCACUUGCUCAUAGGGAAUCUUUUGGUUAAGGGAAGAUGCUAGAGUUGAGGAUCUUCUUGUUCUCUCUCCUUCUCCAGGCUUGGCAGUCCAGAGAAGCGUCAUGAAAAUGAGAAGCCGCCUCUGGAGGAAGAGAAGAAGGAGAAAAUAGAGCUGAAGUCCAUUACUUCUGAUGGGGAGACCAACACUGCUACAAAGAUUAACAUGGAUGACUGCUGUGGGGAUGAGAGCGAAGAGAAGAAUCCAUAUCCCGCCAAUGAUUAUAUAGGAGAUGAAGACGAUGAUGAGCCAGAGAUGCCUGUGGGCCCGAGGCCACGGCCCCUCUCUGACAUUCAGCUGAAGGAGAAGGCUGUCCCCAUGCCUGAGGCCCGAGCUUUCUUUAUCUUCAGCCACACCAACAAGUUCAGGGUUCUCUGCCAUAAGGUUGUCAACCACAACAUCUUCACCAACCUCAUCCUCUUCUUCAUCCUGCUCAGCAGCAUCAGUCUAGCGGCAGAAGACCCUGUCAAAAAUGACUCCUUCAGAAAUAAGAUCCUGGGCUAUGCAGAUCAUGUGUUUACUGGACUCUUCACCAUCGAGAUCAUUCUUAAGAUGACAGCCUAUGGCGCCUUCCUCCACAAAGGUUCUUUCUGUAGAAACUAUUUUAACAUCCUGGACUUGGUGGUGGUCAGCGUGUCCCUCAUCUCCUCUGGAAUACAGUCCAGCGCGAUUAAUGUUGUAAAAAUCCUGAGAGUUCUGCGCGUGCUUAGACCACUGAGGGCCAUCAACAGAGCCAAAGGACUAAAGCAUGUAGUGCAGUGCGUGUUUGUGGCCAUCAGGACUAUUGGCAACAUCGUCAUCGUCACCACGUUACUCCAGUUCAUGUUCGCCUGUAUUGGAGUACAACUCUUUAAGGGAAAGUUCUUCUACUGUACCGACAACUCUAAGCAGACUCAGGCAGAGUGCAGAGGUUCUUUCAUCACAUAUAAAGACGGCGAUGUGGGGAAGCCUGACAAAGCCCCAAGAGUGUGGGAGAACAGUGACUUUAACUUUGAUGAUGUUCUACAAGGCAUGAUGGCACUGUUUGCCGUGUCUACCUUCGAGGGAUGGCCAGGGUUACUGUACCGAGCCAUUGACUCUCAUGCUGAGGAUGUGGGGCCCAUUUACAACUACCGCGUGGUCAUUUCCAUCUUCUUUAUCAUCUACAUCAUCAUCAUUGCCUUCUUCAUGAUGAACAUAUUCGUCGGUUUCGUCAUCGUCACAUUCCAGGAACAAGGGGAGCAAGAAUAUAAGAACUGCGAGCUGGACAAAAACCAGCGUCAGUGCGUGGAGUACGCUCUAAAGGCUCGUCCACUGCGUCGCUACAUCCCCAAGAACCCUUACCAGUACAAGGUGUGGUAUGUGGUCAACUCCACCUACUUUGAGUAUUUGAUGUUCACACUCAUCCUUCUCAACACCAUCUGUCUGGCCAUGCAGCAUCAUGGACAGACCAAAAAUUUCAAUGAUGCCAUGAACAUCCUCAACAUGCUCUUCACGGGACUUUUCACUGUUGAGAUGAUCCUUAAACUGAUCGCCUUCAAACCCAGGGGGUACUUUAGUGAUCCCUGGAAUGUGUUUGAUUUCCUCAUCGUAAUUGGCAGCAUAAUAGACGUCAUUCUCAGUGAAAUCAACCAUUAUUUUGUUGAUGCAUGGAACACAUUUGAUGCCUUGAUAGUUGUGGGUAGCAUUGUUGACAUAGCGAUCACUGAGGUUAACCCGGCUGACUCCUCCUCGUCCUCGUCCUCUUCGUCCUCCUCUUCCUCCUCUUCCUCCUCUCACCCCCCUGUGGUAAGGCCAAUGGGACUGCAGAACUCUGAAGAGAACGCCAGGAUCUCCAUCACCUUCUUCCGGCUGUUCCGCGUGAUGAGGCUGGUGAAGCUGCUGUCUCGCGGGGAAGGGAUUCGGACCCUGCUGUGGACCUUCAUCAAAUCCUUCCAAGCUCUGCCCUACGUAGCUCUGCUUAUAGUGAUGCUGUUCUUCAUAUACGCCGUCAUUGGCAUGCAGAUGUUUGGUAAGAUAGCUCUGCGGGACCACAUGCAAAUCAACAGGAACAACAAUUUCCAGACAUUCCCUCAGGCGGUGCUGCUGCUCUUCAGAUGUGCAACAGGUGAGGCGUGGCAGGAGAUCAUGCUGGCGUGUUCACCCAAACAGCCGUGUGAGAAAGGAUCAACCAAUGAAAGCAGCUCGUCCAAUGAGGACUGUGGCAGCCAGUUUGCCAUCAUUUAUUUUGUCAGCUUCUACAUGCUCUGUGCCUUCCUGAUCAUCAACUUGUUUGUGGCCGUCAUCAUGGACAACUUUGACUACCUGACGCGUGACUGGUCGAUCCUGGGGCCACAUCAUCUUGACGAGUUCAAGAGGAUCUGGGCUGAAUAUGACCCAGAAGCUAAGGGGAGAAUAAAACAUCUUGAUGUGGUGACUCUGCUCAGAAGAAUCCAGCCUCCCCUCGGGUUUGGAAAGCUCUGUCCACACAGGGUGGCUUGCAAGCGUCUGGUGUCGAUGAACAUGCCUCUGAACAGCGACGGAACAGUGAUGUUCAACGCCACACUGUUUGCCCUGGUCAGAACCGCACUCAGGAUAAAGACCGAAGGGAACUUGGAGCAGGCCAAUGAGGAACUGAGGGCAAUAGUGAAGAAGAUAUGGAAGAGAACCAGUAUGAAGCUCUUGGAUCAAGUAGUGCCCCCUGCUGGUGAUGACGAGGUAACAGUCGGGAAAUUCUACGCCACCUUCCUCAUCCAGGAAUAUUUCCGCAAGUUUAAGAAAAGGAAAGAACAAGGGCUGGUGGCCAAGGUGCCCCCCAAAACCGCACUCUCUCUGCAGGCGGGCCUGCGGACAUUGCACGACAUCGGUCCGGAGAUUAGGAGAGCCAUCUCCGGAGACCUAAAUGUGGAGGAGGAGCUGGAUAAAGGUGUAAAGGAGCCUGUGUCAGCGGCGUCAGAGGACGAUAUCUUCAGGGUAAAGCGCACAGGAGGGUUGUUUGGCAACCAUGUCAACUACUACAACCAGAGCGAUGGCCGUGGGUCCUUCCCGCAGUCUUUCACUACCCAGCGUCCCUUGCACAUCAGCCAAAAAGGGUCACCUUGUGAAGGCGAGAGCCCGUCUCAUGAGAAGCUCAUGGAUUCAACUACUUUCACCCCUUCCUCUUACUCCUCAUCAGACUCUAACGCCAACAUCAACAAUGCCAACAACACUGGCAUGGCCGGGGUGGCAACCCAGGGCAUCAGCCGAUUCCCGAGCCCAUCUAUAAGCACUGUGGAUGGGCACACCGGGCAGCCACUCACCCCCAUCCUGCUGCCAAGAUCUGCGUGGUGCUUUCCUCCAAAGAGGACGUGUUUUUAUGACAGCCUCAUGCGCUCAGACUCGUGUGACAGUCAUCUGCCAAUCAUCCGAAGAGGGGAGGGGUCAACAGAGGAGACAUACGACGAGAGCUAUGUUGAAGACAGGGUGUACCAUGAGGAUGACCACUCGCUCUCGUCUGACAUGCUGGUGUAUCACGAUGAGACUUGUAAGCAGUUGACUCCCAUGGAGGAAGCGGAGGAAGUCGACGACAGAAGAGGAGGAGGAGGGUGGCAGUCUCCCAGGAGAGUCUUCCUCUGUCCCACUUCUCUGGGGCGGAGAUCGUCCUUCCAUCUGGAGUGUCUCCGGAGACAGUCAAGGCCAGACGUCUCUCAGAAGACAGCUGUACCUCUACAUCUUGUACAUCAUCAGGCUCUGGCUGUAGCAGGGUUGAGUCCUCUGUUAAGACGGAGUCACUCACCGACCCUCUUCAGUCGGCUGUGCUCCACACCUCCAGCAAGUCCCACAGCUCAAUGCAGUGAUGCCUCCUACCAGCGAGUUCCCUCUCUGAGGCUAGAGGGCUCCAACUCCCAUGAAAAGCUCAAUACCAGCUUGCCGUCUGUCAACUGUGGCCCAUGGUACAAUGACAGUAAUGGGAAUAGCCCGGUGCCCAGUCCUAGCCCCACCCCUAGCAUGCCAGCGUCCAGUCAAAGGGCACCGAGGCCGGUGUCGCUCACUGUGCCGUCGCUGUUGGGGAAAGACUCCAGCUCGCUGUGUCACGGCAGCGCAGGCAGUCUAGUGGAGGCAGUCCUAAUAUCAGAGGGCUUGGGUCAUUUUGCUCAGGACCCCUCGUUCAUUGAGGCGACCAAAGCGGAGCUGGCUGAUGCCUGCGACAUGACCAUCGAGGAGAUGGAGCACGCCGCCAACAACAUUCUCAACGGCACCUCGCCCACAAACGCCACAUCCAGCACCUCCUCCACCUCUCAGCACAGCCCUAACGGCAACGUCCUCCCCUUCCACACAACAGCAACAGCAGCAGCAGCAGCAUCAACGCACAGGGACCGAGUGGUCGGCUUGAGUCCUAGUGAAGGUGGGGGAGAAGCCACAGGAAGUAGAGGCUCCAUACACGGCCCCUCCUCUAUAGAGGAGCGGCAGGAGCUGCUAGCCAGAGAGAGAAGACAAGAAGAAGAGGAGGAGGAAGAAGAGGAGGAGGCAGGAGGGAGGGAAGAGGGGCACUACAGAGGCUCGCUUGUGAUCGGAGGAGCACGACAGAGGAACAGCGGGCUGUUGGAGGACGAGGAUAUGGAGUGUGUGACAAGCUUAUAGGAGUCAAGUUAAUGGGUUCGAUCGACGAACUGGCCCCUCUGACAUCAUCAGAGACUGAUGCUUGUCAGGUGCUGCUUACAGCACCGCGGCUGGCUCUGUCUGUCCCCACCCUUCACAUACACACACACACAUACAAACACACUCUGUCGCUCUGGAGAGUGGCGGCCAGUGAUGCAACCUUAAACACCUGGUUAUGACUCUGUUAGUCUAUGAGUUAGUAUAUGGAUGGAUGUUUGCUGUAAAAGCGAUAUACUCUACGAGCGUGUGCUUACGCACGUUUGUCAGUGUGAUCUAGGAUUUUUUUCUAUCUGUGCGCGCAUGUGCGUGUGUUCUCCACACGUGUCUGAGUGUGUCUCUAAAGUGCCUCACAGUUUUAUCAUGUCCUCAAAGUGUUAAGCGCAGAAAAGUAGACACAAGCAAAAAAAAAAAGAAAAAAGACAAAGGGAAGUAUGACUGAAGGAAGGUAGACAAGAAACAACACAGCCAGGAAGUCCUUCCUAUGGUUCUCCUGCAGACAACAUAGUGUGUUUAAUGUUUUCAUUUCCUACGCCUACUUUGUGUUGUUGUUGUUUGUCUGGCCGCCAUGACACCAGGUAGGGGACAGCAGACCAGCUUUUGAAAGGGGUCAGUUUGGAUUACAGUCUGACCACACCCACUUGAGGUCAAAGGUCAACUCCUCCUCUUUGGUUCACUGAUGAUGAAGCGCUGUAUUGAGUAAAACAGGGAUGAAAAAAAGCCCUGUUUGAAAUCUCAUUUCUCCUCCUCUUCCAAAGCUAAGGAACCAUGGAGCACAGCCCUGCCAGCCUGGAGGUGGGAUUGAGGUGACACACCACCUCCAGCCAAUGGGGGGAGAAGGAUUUGAGGGAUGGUCCAACAGCCCCAAUAAGGCUGCAAUAGGGAUGGGGGGCCCAGGCAGAGGAAGACACUCUCUGGCCAACAGGAAGCUAGCCAGCUCUUUUUAUUUUUUUCCACCGCUGGUCAGGAAAACUCCAGCGAGAGACAAACUUGAAUCGUCUGUCAACGUGAUCUGGCUCCGCCUCCUCCGCCGCUUUUCCUCGUUUGGCCACACCCACUCUCUGCCCCGAACAGGAGGAGCACUGGGUGGCUAAGCAGAGACAGCGAGCCCCCCCUUUCUGCCUCAUACCUCGCCGUUCCUCACUCCUUCCUCCCUCCUCUUUGGUUACUUCACCAUCCCUCUCCCUCCAUCGCUGAGUCUUUUUGCUUUGUCAGCCCUCGGGGAGGCGUGCGUUUGUCGAACGGGGCAACAAAGAUGGCGGGGUGCGCGGGAGAACGGGAGUGAGCGAUUGAAAUGAAAAACAGGCUCUGCCGUCAAUCAAAGACACUUCCUUCUCCAGGACCCUCCUCUUCCUCUCAGCGUGGAAUCCUACUGGAUUUGCUGCCACACACGAUUUCUACAGACCACGCCCACUAUGUAUUUAACAGUUCAAUAUUGUGCAAAACUGGCUAGCCAUGACUAUUUUUGUUUUAUAUUCAUGAUGUUAUUGGUUUAAUUUAUCCUUGAUUUGUUUGCACAAUCGGGGUGCUGGUCUUAUAAAUGUAUUUUUGCUCGGUUUAUUUUAGGAGAAAUUUUAAGAGGUUUUAAGUAACGAAGCAGGGCGUAGUGUUUGUGUGCGAGUGCAUAACUAUAUUUGUGCGUGCGGAUGUGUGUCUGCGUUUUAGUACAGGAUGUAUGAAUGCGUGAGAUAGAGUGUGUAUCUUUAAAAAAAAAUUGGGGAGGGGGGGUCUUUCUCUCUAUCAGUAUGCACCUUUUACAGAUUGUAUCUAUUUAUUUAUUUAUUUUUUUCCCAGAAGAGAAAAAAUGUGUGCGUGUGUGUGUGUGUGUGUGUUUGAGUGAUUUACUUGUGUAUUCUAAAAGCUGAUUUUAAGCCUAGACAGUAAAUUAAGGUAGCAUUACAAGUAUGGUCUUGUUUGUUUGUAUGUACGUGAGGGUGGGUGUGUGUGGGUACGUGUGUGUAUGUGUGAUAAUGGGCCUCCUUAACACAGGGUUACCAUGGACAGGCAUGCUUCCAAAGCUUUGUGAUUUCAUUAGCAAGAUUUUUACUUUUUAGCCAAGCUGCAGACUCAGAAGCUGCUCUGUCUUCAACAACUAGUUUUUGCAUAACUUUUCUUUAUUUCCCCACUCAGAGGUACUUAAUUGUAAGAUCUCCAGCAAGGUCAGAGUGAAUUAUAGAUCUUUCAGGCAUUGCAAUUUUUCCAGACGGUAAGAAGCCUUUUGGCAAGUUGCUGUUUUUCUUAAUCAUGGCGGUUGUUGCUCUGAAUUUUAGAAGUCCCCUUAUUCAUAGCGGCACAGUGACAACUCGUAAAGGAACUCAGAGUGGGGGUGGUACCCCGCGUAUCACACAUUACACGACCAUUUGAGUUUAAACUCCAAAUUAACUUUUAGGGCUGGUGUACAGAUGCUGCAAGACUUCUGAAUCACACAUCUUUAUAUGAGGCUCGUAUCAUAAAAUGUAUUUUUUUAUCAGGGAUGGUUUCAGAGAUAAAACCGACUUCCUGUUUGUGAUAUUUAUGAUUUACUGGUAAAGACAGUUUUGCAGAAAAAAUUAGCAUACAAGCAGGAAAUUUUACUGAUAAUUAUUAGACGAUGAUAAUUGUUUGGUUAAUGUGAUAAAUUAUUAGAUAGAAAUCACAAAGCUUACAUUUUGGAUGGAAAUUGUAUCCUAAGCUACUUUUUUUCUUUAUAAGUAGCCUGAAAUUUUUUGAUGGAUCGUUGUCUUUUUUAACUCGAUCCUUGGGCAUAGUUUGAAUACACUGAAAGUACGACCACUGCAAGGUAUUUCAUUCAAGCCUCAGCAUUUUACACAGGGCACAGGUCUCACUUCGGUACUGUACCGUCUCCAAAAGCAUUCCUGACAUCCAAAAUUGGUACCAACUGCCACAUGUAUUAUUAUUAUUUCUACAAUUUAAUAGUAUUUAAAAGUGAAAUCGAUAAAUAUGCAGAAUGUGUGCAGGUAAAAAAUAAAAGGGGAACAGAUUCAUGAAAUUCAGUCUUAAAAAUUUCAGAAUCAGAGAAACUUUAUUAAUCCAAGAGGGAAAUUGAGUCCCAGAGGGACGAAGAUGAAGCUUAUUAUCAGUUUUAUUUUCCAAAAACUAAGCAUCUUCCACCUACACUGUAAGUCCCUUAAAUACAGGUUGCCAAUGGCCUAGCAGAUGGAUUCUCAAAUAGGGAGAAAUCCAAUUGGUGUUAACAGCACUUUCAAAAUGCAAAGUACACCAGGAGAAUAGCAAAAGUCACCAAACAGUGCAUCUUCAUGUUUUGGUUAUGACAUUAAUGAGUCAUUUUAAACCUAAAUCACAAGUUUCUCUAGUUAAUUCCAAGACAAAUUUGAAUACACUGCAAAAGCCUUUGCCAUUUCAAGUCAUCAGCGAUGUUGAACGACCACCUAGAGACACUUGUAUGUCUUAACUUACGGCCAUUCGUUUCUGUUUAAUUUACCAUUAAGGACUUACUGUCGAGCUCUAAUUCCUUCAUGUUAAGCAGAGCAGCUUUGUGGCAGGGAAGGGAGGUAUGCAUGGACACACUGCCAUACACUGCGUCCUGUGCCAGUACCAGACUUCUGACAUUAUUAUGCAAACUAAAUGUGAAUGUUGAGUAUGUUCUAGUGGCAGUGAUGAUGUUGUUUUGUGGUUAUGACACUGCAAACUCUGAAAAAGUCUGUUUUGUCAAAAGGAAUUAACCCUCCUAACUUAUCCCCCC
This is a messenger RNA of Neolamprologus brichardi, 11495 nucleotides long. NCBI's taxonomy places the organism in Eukaryota, Metazoa, Chordata, Actinopteri, Cichliformes, Cichlidae. The record is from RefSeq and is a predicted model, not a curated record.